AUGUCCCAAUUAUCUGACAUUAUCACGGCACAAAAGAGCUUGGAGGAUUGUUUUAUGAAGAAGAUGCAGGACCUGGAAGCUCAAAUUCAAAGUGCGGGGCCCAGCAAGGAAACAGUGGCGAAGGUAGCUGAAGAGUUCCGGACCUUCAGAGAGCUUAUGUUUGGUAUGUUGGGUCUGCUCCGUAAACAAAUCACUGAAUGUUCCUCUAAAAUUGAUGCAAUCGAAACCAGGCAUCGCCGCAAGAAUCUCAUUUUUAUGGGUGUGUCAGAGUCGGGCACUGAAGAUUGUAGAGCGGUAAUAUGUGAGAUCCUCAAAUCAAAGAUGGGCCUCAAAGAUGUCAAUAAAACCACUUUGACAUUGUGUCAUAGACUUGGAGCAACCAGUGGCAAUGAACAUAACAAGCAUCGGCCUGUCUUGGUGAAGUUUGAGCGAUAUGAACUCAGGUCUGCAGUCUGGAAGGCCAAAACGUUGUUGAAGGGCACAAGUAUUUCUGUGAAAGAAUUUCUUACUAAGCCGAGGCAAAUCAUCUUCAACAAAGCACGGUUACAUUUCGGCGUGCGGUGCUGCUGGACUCAGAAAGGCGCGAUACACAUAAAGACGUCUGAUGGCAAGCGACACAGAGUUGUUGGAAAAGAAGAUCUUGACUGUCUGGUUGAUAUAUAUCCAAGAGGGUCAACGCCGACUGGUGAGGGUUCAUUAACUGCAAAAAACAAGAACAAAUUAAACAAUCUGUCUUGUGUUCUACCUUAA
This is a messenger RNA of Diatraea saccharalis (sugarcane borer), 750 nucleotides long. The record is from the annotation of a GenBank genome assembly. NCBI's taxonomy places the organism in Eukaryota, Metazoa, Arthropoda, Insecta, Lepidoptera, Crambidae.